GGCCUCCUCGCAAGAGACAUAAUGCAACGUGCGGUCUGACGGAUCACUCGCUUCGCGGACGCGAUCGAUUGAUCGAUCCUACACGGUCGCAAAGUGUAACUUUAACCGCGUUUAAUUUUAAUCAACAAUUUCUGCUUAUUAUUAGUCCGGAUUGUCUAUUGUCUGAGAUUAUUUGACUGGGUGCCAAAAGAAUUAUGAAAGUUUUCUUUAGUUCAGGUUCACGGAGAUCAUUAAUUGUGACGAGACGCGGAAACGUAUCGGACAAAUAAGAAGACGUUGAUAAAAGACGUCUUUGUAUGAUGAACGAGAGACGGAGUGAAUCUUCUAAGAAGAAAUUGGAAUAAGAAAAGAUUUGAUUUGCAUAAUGAUUGCUAAUAAUGAUGACAAUUGUUGAAGAAAUAUUACGUAUUAUGUACAAAGAAUAAGUCUUUGUUUCAAGUUCCUUCGAGAAUGAAUGAUAUAAAUCAUACGUAAUCUAAAUAUAAAUAACAAAAAGUACGAUCGCAUGUAAGAAGUAACACAAUAUAAUCACGUUACGAUAUGAAAAUACAUUAUACACAGUUCGAAUUGUUAUAAAUGGCGAAAUAUCUUACACUGUUUAUAAUAAACGUAAAAAUGUGAAGAGAGAUAUUAAAAUUAUAUUUCCGCGUGCAUAUUCAUUGAUUAUUAAUUGCAUAAGAAUACAUUAUCACGAUUUGUUAUAAACCGCAAAAUACUUUACGCUUAUAAAUGACGUAAAAAUUUAGAGAAGAUUAUACACAAAUUGUACUUUCGUGUGCGUACUAAUAUAUUCGUUGAUUAGCCAAGGAAAUUAUCAAGAGUAGUUCUUUAGAACAAGAGUUCUCUGAGUUCUUUAGAACAAGAUUAACUGCGUCUAAUAUCUCUUCUCACUGCAACUAUAACGAUAAGUAUUAUAGUCGAGGAUAAAUCUUCACUCACACAAUGUGCAUUAAAUGUGCAUAAUUCAACCGACCUACGCAAUUGUCAGACAAACUUUUCGUUCCCAAUAACCUGAUAAACGUUAAAGAGAUAGACAGAAAGCUGAUAAGCAGUGCGAAAGAUAUUUCUCUCAAUAAAAUUUAAUCAUGUCGACAAGAAAACGUACAACGAACGCGAUGCGUAUAUCGCGGGCCCGGAUGGCCGACAUUCAAUUCAAGGAUCUGUCUUUUGAGAUUCAAAUUGGAUAUCGUAAGAUUAAGAAGAAAAUCUUAAAGAAUCUAAAUGGAGUCUUCAAAGCCGCGGAGCUGACAGCUAUUAUGGGACCGUCUGGUGCCGGAAAAUCUACAUUGCUGAAUGUUUUGACGGGAUUUCGACAAGGACACUUGACUGGUACAAUUGAAUACAGUAGUAGUGAAGGUAGACAGAAUUGGGAAAUGUACAAGAAGCAAUCGUGCUAUAUUCAACAGACGGACAAUCUGUACGGUUUACUUACUGUUCAGGAGAGCAUGAUGAUUGUGACCUAUCUGAAGAUCGAUAAUGCGACGGUAAUGUUUAGACAGAUACUGAUCGACAACAUUCUGGACACGCUGAAGUUAUCGAAAGUGAAGGAUACAAGAGUCGACCGGCUCAGCGGAGGACAGAAGAAGAAAUUGAGCAUCGCCCUGGAAUUGAUUGAUAAUCCGCCGAUAAUGUUUUUAGACGAACCGACUACCGGUCUAGACUCGUUAGCGUCUCUGCAAUGCAUUUCCACGUUGCAGACUCUGGCAAAAAGUGGCCGAACGGUGAUUUGUACCAUACAUCAACCCAGCGCCGCGAUCUAUCAAAUGUUUGAUUAUAUUUAUCUGAUAGUCGACGGCAACUGUUUGUACGCCGGCAUGCCUGAUAAUACGGUGAGUUAUUUCGCUCAGCAAGAUUUUCAGUGUCCACAGUAUCAUAAUCCUGCGGACUAUAUGUUGGAGGUAGUCAAUCAAGAAUAUGGGAAUUAUAACAAUCAAUUGGUCGCAGCGGCGAAGAAAUAUUGUCAGAGAGAGGAGACAUCUCUCAAGAUGCACAUCAUGAGAGAAGCGACGUUCUACGACGAGAAAACGAAAAUGGACCCACCUUCCGAAAUGGCAAAAUUCAAAGUGUUGUUAUAUCGUUCCGCCCUGAUAAUAUAUCGAGAUUGGUCGGUGUACUACGUCAAGAUAAUCAUGAAUUUUCUCGUAGCUAUCUUAAUCGGCUUGAUAUUCGAGCAUGUUGGCAUUAAUGCCAAAAGAACCACUAGCAAUGUUAGUUUCUUAAUGUUAACUGUAUUAUACUUCAUCUACAUCAGUUUGAUGCCAGCCGUUUUGAAAUUCCCUUUGGAGUUGGAUAUUUUAAAAAAGGAACGCUUCAACAAUUGGUAUCAACUGAAGACUUACUAUAUAGCCAUGUUGGUGAUCACUCUACCGUUGACCAUAUCAUCCACUUUUGUUUUCUCAAUCAUUUCUUAUGGGCUAACCAAACAACCUAUGGAAUGGUCUCGGUUUUUCAUGUUUCUACUCAUUACGACCCUGACGUGUUUCACUUCGGAAAGCAUAGGCUUAGGUUUAGGAAUUAUUUUCAAUCCUAUCAAUGGCACCUUCUUCGGAGCCGUUCUUAUAGCGAUGAUGGUGACGUUAGCUGGCUUUCUGGUAUUUUUCAAUCACAUGCCGCGGAUUUUUUAUUACGUUAGUUAUAUAAACUACUACAGAUUCGCUUUCGAUGGCUUGGUACAAGCGAUUUAUGGUUUUCAACGAGAGGCAAUACCUUGUCCAAGUAACAUCGAGUACUGUCAUUUACGAAUGCCGUCGCUGAUAUUAGAAGAGCUGAGUAUGACCAAAUCUAUAUUCUGGAUCGACGUCAUUGUCCUGCUCGCCUGGUUCGUGGUCAUUCGGAUUGUGGCUUAUGUGACGUUAAAAAGAAAGCUUUCGAAAAUAUGAAUUUGAUAAUUCUGUAUGUUGCUCGGUAUUACAGCUGCAUUUAAAACGAAGCAUAGAUUUUUUGUUUUCAUGCUGUUUUCGUAUCGAAGAUGGAAAGACACAUUAAUCGAUGAUCAAGAUCCUCAAGGAUCUAUUCGCAAAUGUGAAGAAAAAAUUGUGUAAUGUCAGCGUGGCUGUGAGAACAUAUUUAUAGCUUCGUAAUAAAAUCUUUUCGCGAAGAUUUAAAGUGAUAAUUUCUAAAUAUAAUACGUUUAUUUCUUUGUAAUGAGAUCUUUCCACUGAGUCUUAAAGAUAGAAGACAGUGAUAGUUUCUAAAUAAUGUCGAGACGUCAACAAAAUAAAUGCUUACGCAACUUACGUGCACGGUAGGAAGUAAAAGUAAUGCUUCUAUUGAGUCGAUUUUUGCAACUUGAUCUGAUGCAAACCAACGAGAUAAAAUACAGAAUAUGGAGGAUGGAGUAUGGUUAUAGAAAGUGAACUGUGACAUUGUGGACGCUAAGUGCGCGAUGACUUUCACGCUCGUGUUCAAUGGUACGUGCUAGGACGAUAAUGAAUAUAUUAUCAUGGUUAUUUCGCGUUAUAGAAGUUAUAGAAGAGAUAAGAAAAUACAAUUCUGCUUUGUAAACGUUUUCUUCAAGCUUUAUGUUAAUAAUAAUUUUUCUGUAAUGAAUUCAGGUUUUGCAAAUCAGAUUAUCAUUAUUAAUAGAAUUACAAUUGCUGCGCGUAUAAUAUAAUUUAUGAAAAUGACUUAGACUUUAUUCAGUUUAUAAAUAUUCUUCAAUAUUUCUGUGCAUAUCUGAUAUCAUAUAUCAGAUAUUAUUAUACGAGAGAGCUUCCAUGGUUCGAGGGUUUCCAUGAAUUAUACUCGUAAAUAAUAACCUUUCAACUGAUUGGAAUAUCUGAUAUUCUGAUACCUGAAUAGUAAGCAAAUAUUUAUAUACACGAUAUUGUAUAUUGUAAAUUGUUACUGCAGAGUUUCACAUAAGAAUAUGCACAGAUAAAUUAAGCAUAAUUAUUUUGAAAAGGUUAUAAAGGGUAAUGAAAUGAAUUAACAAAA
This is a messenger RNA of Acromyrmex echinatior (Panamanian leafcutter ant), 3936 nucleotides long. RefSeq names its product ATP-binding cassette sub-family G member 1. The record is from RefSeq and is a predicted model, not a curated record. Gene Ontology annotation, cellular component: plasma membrane. Lineage: Eukaryota; Metazoa; Arthropoda; Insecta; Hymenoptera; Formicidae. Gene Ontology annotation, molecular function: ABC-type transporter activity; ATP hydrolysis activity; ATP binding. Gene Ontology annotation, biological process: transmembrane transport.